Linum tenue is the source of this 1917-nucleotide messenger RNA. NCBI's taxonomy places the organism in Eukaryota, Viridiplantae, Streptophyta, Magnoliopsida, Malpighiales, Linaceae. The record is from the annotation of a GenBank genome assembly.
GACGGUGUGAGUUUGUGGUCCUUCAUCACGGCAAAGCAAUUGCAGCCUUCUUCAACCAAACCAGCAUGGAAUAUGCAGUCUAGAGUCCUGUGAAUGUGGCUGAAUUUGGGGGAAUACGAGCAUCUACCAUGAAUUUGAACAACUCAGUGGCUUCAUCAACCUUGCAGUUCAUUUGCUUUCUGAACGUUGCCACACAUAGCACACCCGUCAGCAAAAGCCUCCCUGAGCAGCGAAUUUGGAAUGGUGUUGAGUUGAUCAGAGUUGCCGCCACUCUAGCUACUUGAGUUGAGUGCUUUCUAACUAUCACGAACCGAACUUCCCACGCAAACGAAACACGUUCACUCCAGAGGUCUGUCACAGCUACACACAAAACGAAGGAGAUCCACGGGCAAUGGUGCUUGAACGAUUUCUUGUACCUCAUUCUUUUUCCUUUUUUUCUGGCUAGAUGCCCAACCCUAAAAGCUCAGCCGUCCUUCUAGUUCUAUGCAUACAUAAUUCGCCAAAGUUAGUCACAACCAGAGUUCCAUCGAAUCGAAUAAUCUUACCCGAAUUCCUUUUCCCACAACUACUUCCGCACCGAAUUUACCCAGUUCGCCGUCGUCCACACACUAAACAAUGCUGCCAUACAAGUCCAUCGAGGCGGCGGCGGCCCAAUUGGGCCGCAACCUGACCUACGCCGAGACACUGUGGUUCAAUUACUCCGCCGAAAAGUCCGAUGGCGUCCUCGCCUGCCACAACAUUCUCUUCGUCUGCCUAAUCUUCUCUGUGGUUCCGCUCCCCUUCGUCUUCAUCCAGCUGCUCCGAUCCCCUUUCUUCGAGAAACACAAAAUUCAGCCCAAAAUCCAGACGCCCGCCGCCGAAAUCUUCAACUGCUACAAGGACGUCAUGCUCAACCUCUUAUUCGUCGUCGGUCCGCUGCAGCUCGUCUCUUACCCUUCCGUCAAGGCUGUUGGGAUACAUACAGGGCUGCCAUUGCCAUCAGUUGGGGAAAUCGCUGCCCAGCUGUUGGUUUACUUCGUGGUUGAGGAUUAUACCACUUACUGGAUGCACAGAUUCCUUCAUUGCAAAUGGGGUUACGAGAAAAUCCACAAGGUUCAUCACCACUACACAUCCCCAAUUGCAUUUGCCGCACCAUAUCUUCACUGGGCUGAAAUCUUGAUCCUAGGGAUCGCAUCUUUUCUGGGGCCGGCAAUGGUUCCUGGUCACGUGGUCACUUUCUGGCUCUGGUUUGUUUUGCGGCAGAUGGAGGCCUUAGAAACGCACAGUGGAUAUGAUUUCCCAUGGAGUGUGACGAAAUGCAUACCAUUCUAUGGUGGCGCAGAGUACCAUGACUACCAUCACUAUGUUGGGGGCCAAAGCCAGAGCAACUUCGCGUCGGUGUUCACUUACUGUGAUUACAUUUAUGGAACUGACAAGGGUUACCGAUAUCAAAAGAAGGCCCUAAAGAAGCUGCGAGAGGGAGUAAAUGGUGGGGAAGACGGAGAUGGAGGCUUCAAAUCGGACUAGAACGUGAUCAGAGCUCUCAAGGUUGUGUUAACAUGGCAGAAGUAAUAAGUUGGGUUAGCUUGUGGUGUGUGAGCCUAGGCAGAGUUUUUGUCGGUAUGGAUUGCAUUUGUAUCUCAGUUGAAGGUGGUGAAUCAAUAAGUGUGCUGUUUCUGUCAACAUGGGAGCUUUCUUAGGGCCGUCAUUUUCAUGUAGGGUUGGGGUUGAUAUUGUUUAUUAAUGACUUUAUUCAAAAUAGUUCGGGUUUUAGUUAUAUUCGUAUUCAUAUACAUACAAGUAUAGUGUAGAAAAUUGAAACCAUGUUCAUACUCAGCGAUCGGAUUUCAGGUAUUUAUGGUUAUAGGUAGUAAUUUUUCUUCAUAGUUUCGAUAAAAAUGUUAACAAUUAGACGUAUAUUAAUAUAUUAUUUAAGUG